CUCACUCCGCGUGAAACAAAGUGUAGUGUCCGCGAGAGCCCGUAGGAAGCGCAAAGAGAGAAACCGGAGAAAGGAGAGAAUGGGGCGGUUGACUCCACAACAACAGGAGGAAUAAUAACCCACUAAAACAGAGAAAUAAAGAAGACUGAAGAAGGAGAAACUCGCAGGGAAAAAACUUUCCGGGGGGAAAAACUGUCACAGACUCGCACACGGCCACGUUUUAAAACAUGGAUACACUUUUCUCUGUAUUCCCGGGACUCCUGUUUCUCCUCUCGACAGUUGGCAACGUCUCCGGUCAGAUACCGACAGCUCACAUGGGGCGCGCUGAGAAGGGAAGUUGCACGUUUGAUGAGGGCUUCUCUCAGUGUGAUUAUCAACAAGAUCCUUAUGAUGACUUUGACUGGACGCACAUCAACACCCAGGAAGUGCCCUACGUAUCCCCAGACCUGCCCCAAGGUUCCUACAUGUAUGUGGACGUCUCUCAGUAUGAUGUUGGGGAGAAGGCCAGGUUUCAGUUGCCAGUGAUGAAGGAGAACGAUACUCAUUGUAUUGACUUCAACUAUCUUCUAACCAGCCCUGAUGGCUCCAGCCCCGGCACCCUCAAUGUCCUGGUGAAGGUUAACAAGGGACCUUUGGCCAACCCUAUAUGGAACAUAACGUCCUACACUGGUAAAGACUGGCUUAGAGCCGAACUCGCCGUUUCCACCUUUUGGCCCAAUGAAUAUCAGGUCAUAUUUGAAGCAGAGGUUUCGGACAGCAAAGCCGGUUUCAUCGCCAUAGAUGACAUUCAGGUGCUCAGCUACCCAUGCGAUAAAUCCCCUCAUUUCCUGCGUCUUGGAGACGUGGAGGUGAACGCUGGGCAAAACGCCACAUUUCAGUGUAUCGCCACAGGACGAGAUACAUCAAGCAAUAAACUCUGGCUACAGAGGAGAAAUGGAGAAGAUAUUCCCGUGGCUCAGACGAAAAACAUCAACCACAGACGAUUCGCCGCCUCCUUCCACCUCAAAGAAGUCACUAAUCAGGACCAAGAUCUAUACCGCUGCGUCACCCAAUCAGAGCGUGGCUCCGGGGUGUCUAACUUUGCAGGUCUUAUCGUCAGAGAGCCUCCACACCCCAUAGCCCCACCCCAGCUGCUAGGUGUCGGCCCUACGUACUUGCUGAUUCAGCUCAAUGCUAACUCCAUAUUUGGGGAUGGACCUAUUAUACUGAAAGAGGUUGAGUACCGUAUGACAUCAGGCAGCUGGACGGAGACUCACGCUGUCAAUUCUCCCAACUAUAAGUUAUGGCAUCUUGACCCAGAUACAGAGUAUGAGAUCAGAGUCUUACUUACCCGACCAGGAGAGGGGGGAACAGGCAAACCAGGACCAGCACUCAUUACCCGGACCAAAUGUGCAGAACCUAUGCGGACCCCUAAGAGGCUGAAGAUUGCUGAGACCAGGUCUCGCCUGAUAGCGGUGGACUGGGAAUCGCUGGGUUACAACAUCACUCGUUGUCACACCUUUAACGUCACCAUUUGUUACCAUUACAUGACUGCAAACAACCGCAGCAAAGCUGACUGCUUGGACAUGGACCCAAAAGCACCACGCCACCUAGUGGGAAACCUGCCACCAUACACCAAUGUGAGUCUGAAGAUGAUUCUGACUAAUCCAGAGGGACGAAAAGAGAGCGACGAGACUAUCAUCCAAACUGACGAAGAUGUUCCAGGUGCAGUUCCCAGUCAGUCAGUACGAGCAACUCCAUUUGAAGACAGAAUUCUUCUUUACUGGAAGGAACCAUCUGAACCCAACGGAGUCAUCAUACAAUAUGAGAUCAGCUACAGCGGUGUGCGUUCAUUUGACCCUUCAGUGCCUCUCCAGCGGCCGGGACUCACAGUGUCUUUGCCCUCGAAUGCCACCCAUCACCUGUUUUCCCAGCUCCACCCGGGUGUCACUUACCAGCUCUCUAUACGGGCAUCCACCUCCAAAGGGUUCGGUCCUGCAACCACACUCAACGUGACUACUAACAUUUCAGCUCCAACAAUAGAUGAGUAUGAUGGAUCAGAGGCCUUUCUGAAUGAAACUGCAACUACCAUAACUGUGCUGCUCAAACCUGCUCAGGCUAAGGGAGCACCUAUAAGUGCGUACCAGAUUGUGGUGGAGGAAGUGAAUCCUCGGUCACGUCGUCAAGCCUCCUCUGACUGUUACGAGGUACCUGUGUCCUACCACAGUGCGUCUAGUGGUGGAUCUCCAUAUUAUUAUGCAGCCCAGCUGUCUCCCAGCAACCUGCCUGAGCCACUCCCCUUCACUGUGGGAGACAACAAGACAUAUCAAGGUUUCUGGAAUCCUCCGCUGGCUCCAAGAAAGAACUACAACAUCUACCUUCAAGCUGUUAGCAGCACAGAGCGGGAAACUAAGACACAGUGUCUCAGGCUGGCUACUAAAGGUGCUACAGAGGAGCCAGAAGUCAUCCCUGACCCUGCUAAACAGACGGAUCGGGUGGUGAAGAUCGCUGGGAUCAGCGCUGGUGUCCUCGUCUUUAUACUGCUGGUGCUGGUAGCCAUCCUAUUGGUCAAGAAAAGGAAACUGGCCAAAAAACGUAAAGACGCCAUUGGAACGACACGGCAGGAAAUGACACAUAUGGUGAAUGCCAUGGAUCGCAGCUAUGCUGACCAGAGCACUCUGCACGGAGAAGACCCGAUGGCUGUGACCUUUAUGGACUCUCACAACUACAACAACAGAUAUGAGAACCACAGCGGCUCUGCAGCAGAGAACAGCAGGCUUCUGGAUGUUCCUCGGUAUCACUGUGAGGGAACUGAAUCUCCGUAUCAGACAGGACAGCUUCACCCUGCCAUCAGAGUGGCUGACCUCCUGCAGCACAUCAACUUAAUGAAAACAUCUGACAGCUACGGCUUUAAGGAGGAGUACGAAUUGGUGAUACAGAGUUUCUUUGAAGGCCAGUCGGCCUCCUGGGACGUGGCCAAGAAGGAGCAGAACCGCACCAAGAACCGCUAUGGGAACAUUAUAGCAUAUGACCAUUCAAGGGUUAUUCUCCAGCCUAUAGAAGACGACCCCUCCUCCGACUACAUCAACGCCAACUACAUCGAUGUAAGUGGAAACGCAUCGAAUGCUACUAUUGGCUCCCAACGAAACCAACGAAACCACACUCCCUCGCUCAUUUGGCUGUACAGGGAUGGCUACCAGAGACCAAGUCACUACAUCGCUACUCAGGGUCCUGUUCAUGAGACAGUGUAUGACUUCUGGAGGAUGGUGUGGCAGGAACAGUCAGCCUGCAUCGUCAUGGUAACCAAUCUGGUGGAGGUUGGAAGGGUUAAGUGCUACAAGUAUUGGCCAGAUGAUGCAGAAGUGUAUGGAGACUUCAAGGUGACUUUUGUGGAGGUUGAACCUCUUGCUGAAUAUGUGGUUCGCACAUUUACUUUGGAGAGGCGUGGUUUCAAUGAGGUGCGGGAAGUCAAGCAGUUCCACUUCACAGGCUGGCCUGAUCACGGAGUUCCAUAUCACGCCACGGGACUACUUUCCUUCAUUCGCAGAGUUAAAAUCUCCAAUCCACCCUCUGCUGGGCCUAUUGUGGUCCACUGCAGUGCUGGAGCAGGACGUACUGGCUGUUUCAUUGUAAUUGACAUCAUGUUGGACAUGGCAGAGAGAGAAGGGGUGGUCGACAUCUACAACUGUGUGAAGGCUCUUCGCUCCAGGAGGAUCAACAUGGUACAGACUGAGGAGCAGUAUAUAUUCAUCCAUGAUGCCAUACUAGAGGCCUGUCUAUGUGGAGAAACAGCCAUACCAGUCUGCGAGUUCAAAGCUGCGUUUUAUGAGCUGAUCCGCAUUGACUCCCAGACCAACUCUUCACAUCUGAAGGAUGAGUUCCAGACUUUAAACUCGGUGACUCCCCAGCCUCAGCCUGAAGACUGCAGCAUCGCAUUGUUGCCUAGAAACCAAGAUAAGAACCGCUUUAUGGAUGGCCUUCCUCCUGAUAGAUGCCUACCCUUCCUUAUCACAAUAGAUGGAGAAAGCAGCAACUACAUCAAUGCUGCUCUGAUGGAUAGCUACAGACAGCCUGCUGCAUUCAUCGUUACCCAGCAUCCUUUGCCUAACACCGUCAAAGACUUUUGGCGUCUGGUUUAUGACUACGGAUGCACCAGUCUGGUGAUGCUGAAUGAGAUUGACCUCGCUCAGGGUUGUCCCCAGUACUGGCCAGAGGAGGGCAUGUUGCGUUACGGGCCGGUCCAGGUGGAAUGUAUGUCCUGCUCGAUGGACUGUGAUGUUAUCAGCAGGCUCUUCAGAGUCUGCAACCUCACCAGGCCUCAGGAGGGCUACUUGAUGGUUCGUCAGUUCCAGUACCUUGGCUGGGCAGGACACAGAGAAGUCCCCGCCUCCAAACGAUCCUUCCUCAAACUGAUCCUGCAGGUCGACCAGUGGCAGCGUGAGGGAGAGGAGGGAGAGGGAAGAACCAUAGUCCACUGCCUAAACGGAGGUGGGCGUAGUGGAGUAUUCUGUGCCAGCAGUAUUGUGUGUGAGAUGGCCAAGAGGCAGAGUGUGGUCGAUGUAUUCCACGCUGUAAAGACCUUGAGGAACAGCAAACCUAACAUGGUGGAUACUCCGGAGCAGUAUCGGUUCUGCUACGACCUGGCACUGGAGUUCAUCGAGUCCUCCUAAACACAGGAGAGAAAAGGAGGAGGUAGUGGAGGAGAGCAGGAGAACAUCUUUUCACUUCCCGCGUGCUAAAUCCUUUGCUUUCGCUCUAUCCCAGCUCUCCUCUGUGGCGGCCGUUCUGUAGCACCUGUUUUGCAUCCCUACAAAUGGCACAAGCGAAAUUGGCUUUAAAGCAGGAAGUGUGCGGAGGAGGAGUGCAGCAGAGGAGGAGAUGUUUACUCCUGUAUGCUUAUUGUACAGCUUUUUGAGUGCCAGCGGGCCCCUAUAUGUUUUGGGCCCCUUUUAAAUGUUUAGCCUCUCACCACAGCGCCCCCUCCCAUGGACUCGAUGCCUCACGCUGUUGCAGCUGCAGUACUCCAUGUGCACUGUAGAUGUCUCCCUCCCCCUUGCGAGCUGCAUCCACAGCUUUUGAUUAACUGCAAGUUCAAAGUUUUCAGUGGCCCCACAUUCCUGCUCAUGCUAGUUUUUGAGUAAUUUAACAGUGUUGGGCAUCUCAUCAUGGUGAUGUUUUAAUAUUUGCAGCCGGUACUUUUGUACAAGAACAAGAAACUUAAAGUUACAGCCUGGCCAAACUCUGAAUGCUUCUGUUUUCUACUCCAUACAUCAGCGACACCAUCUUCAUGUUUUUCAGGUCAUUUCAGUGAAUAUUAUUAUGUAUUUGAGUGCUUAAUAUCCACUCUGAACCCAUUUUACAUUGGUUACAUACAGUAGAUAAUAGAGAUAUAGAAAAUAACCUAUAUGUCAGUAUAAGUUUGCUUAUUAGAUAAAGUAGUGUCUUUGAAACAAGGCUGACAAUGAAACAAAAACAGGAAGUUUACAUGGGGAGUAUUAGGAUUUUAGGUUGUUUUUUUUUACGAUAUCAUGAAGUGGCAACUUGAAAGAUCUUGUGUAGGAUUUUCACUAAAAUAUCUGUGUUUAAACAAAGCGUGAUUGUUUAUGUUUUCUGCGAGCUGCAGAGUUGAUUUCCUCUGAUUGCUUUUGUAGCAUAAUUUACUGAUCUACUGGAUAGAAGUUUUGAAGUCUUCUUUGUACCCCAAAUUGUAAAAUUGAACACUUAAGAUUCUUUUUUUUUUCAGCCAUGUGACAUUAGCUUAAUCAUGUUUAAUUCAGGGCUGGGCCCAAUGCACUUUCAAUUCAGCCAAUUCACAAAUGGAAUAUUUUUCAAAACUCAAACAGAUUUUGGGUGCGAGGGACUCGGCCUGAUGGCCUGUAGAAAAGACUGAUAAGAAAUGCUCUUUCUUGAACUGGUAAAUGACACUUUCCAUUUAUGGUUUGAAUGGAAUUGGAAGUGAACUGACCCCAGGCUUCAUUUGUUUUGUGCACUGGUGGCCAACACUUUUCUCUUUGUUUUAUUAUGAUUUUGUAGCUGAUGUUUAUUCAUAAGCCAAAGACUUUGUGUAAAUAUGUCUAUAUGGAUAAAGCACAUUGUUUGUAUUUAUUGUUUGUUUACUUGCAUUGCUUGUAAGAACAAUCAUUCUUCAUUCCAUGUUUACUCUUACCACCAGCGUUUCUUAAACUGUGGGUCGGGACGCAAAAUGGGCCGCAAGUCUGUUUGUGUCGGGUCCCUGCAGGAUCAGAGUAUUAGUGUGAUUUAAUGAGCCCAUAAAGGGUCCCGAGGUAAGAGACUGCAUCUGCUCAAUUUGAGUCCAUGAAGAAAAGUUUAAGAUCCCCUGAUCGAAGCUGUAUAUUAAAGCUUUAGAGGUAGUUUUUCAGUAUUUAGGUGGAAUUCAGUAGUAUUGUCUUGUUUUCACUUAAUGAAUCUGUGUGAUGUUACUGUGGUUUAUUUGUGCAAAAGCCCAUUGCUCUGUUUGUGGUCAGUAGAACAUCAGUGCAUUUAUAUGCACAGAGUAUUUUGGAUAAUAGCUCCUAUCCCUCUUAACGUCUUAGAUGGGAUAAGCUGUUUAUCUUCAUCCUCAUAUCCUGCUCACCAUUAUCCCUGAAUACACACUGACUUAGUGAUGCAAACAGGCUUAGUGAGUGAAACACGCAGGACUGUGAAACAAAAACAUUUAUUGUGCCUAAUCAUUUGAAUUUCCUCGUCGAUGCAAGCAUUUUAACAGCAUCUUAGAUCGCAACCAGGGCUUUGUUGAAUGCGUUCUCAUGGACGAUCAAUGUUUUGAAUACCUUUUGGACCAUGAUUCAAUGUGUUUUAUUAAUCAGAAUGCUUCAUGAAUUCUUUGUGAGGCUUUACAGGCUUACCGAAAACCGGAUGUGUUUCUGUUGUGCACAAAAAAAAAUUUAUUGUAAAUGUCAGAGGUUCCACUUGGUUGGAACACGAGUAGCCAAGGUCUACUGUCACAGAUGUUAUUGUAAAUAGACUAUCAUGAGAACACUAAAAGGCUCUAUUGUUGGACAAACAGUAGAGAUUUAGCUGAUGGAUGCAAUGUCAGAACAUCAGUUCUGUUUGUAGAUAAAAAAAAAAGAGAUUGUACGCCUGCAGGACUAAACUGAUCUUGUUUAAAAGAAACAUUUUAGUUACCACUGACUACAGAACUUUUAAUGGAUCUUUGUUCUGUGUGUGGAACCUCAAUUUUCAUUUUUUUCUCCAGAUUUCUGGUUUGUCCCAAAGAAGGGAGAGAAAAGUUAAGGAAGGGAAAACUGAUGGCCAUCUCUAUAGCAUGCAGAGAGAGAAAAGUGAAAUACUCAAUGACCAGGGUGAUAAUAGUAAUUAAAUACGUCCACCUCCUUAAAUACACACAGGGGGGAGACAAAAGAGUAAAUCCUGUUAAGAUUCCCACCGUUAUAAUAAUAAAUCUGAAGUAAUGGCCCUGAAGAAUAGUGAAUGAAGCUGGUUUCUGUAUAAGAGGCCAGUCUGAAUAUAGAGUUGAUAUUCAUGGUUCAUAAUUAUUCUUGUCUGUAAUGUUUGGCUUCUUUGCUGUAAUAAAGACCACUUCUUUAAUUAAAA
Messenger RNA from Thunnus maccoyii (southern bluefin tuna), 7551 nucleotides. RefSeq names its product protein tyrosine phosphatase receptor type K (gene ptprk). Bases 228 to 4649 code for a protein of 1473 amino acids. The transcript has 38 exons. The record is from RefSeq and is a predicted model, not a curated record. Gene Ontology annotation, molecular function: protein binding; protein tyrosine phosphatase activity. Gene Ontology annotation, biological process: protein dephosphorylation. NCBI's taxonomy places the organism in Eukaryota, Metazoa, Chordata, Actinopteri, Scombriformes, Scombridae. Gene Ontology annotation, cellular component: membrane.